AUGCUUUCGUACAGGGAGUUUAGCGCGCUCGAGUUCUUGGACCCGAACUUGGUGAACCUCGACGAGAAGACUGUUUCUUUUUCGAUGGACUUUUACUUCAGGUAUUUGAUGGGUCACUCAAGAUACUGUGUUUCUGCACUCUCUGAGGGAGCAGUUGCAGGAUACAUUAUAGGAAACUCUGGGAAAUACAGGGAAACAGAGACUCUGUACUCGCACGUUACAGCACUGAGUGUAGCACCUGCGUGGAGGAGAUUCGGGGUGGGGAGAAGACUCCUUCAGCUCUACAGAAUGAAUGCGGAGAUGGACUGCUCUGAGUUUACAGACUUAUUCGUCCGGGCUUCCAACGAGGCUGCAAUACACUUCUACGAGAAGCAGGGAUACAUAAAGCACGAGCGCAUAGAAGAGUACUAUGCAGAGCCAGUAGAAGACGCGUACGAUAUGCGGCUGUACAAAAGUGCUCUGGAAGGCCUGAAUAAAUAG
Messenger RNA from Nematocida major, 480 nucleotides. RefSeq names its product N-terminal acetyltransferase B complex catalytic subunit. Bases 1 to 480 code for a protein of 159 amino acids. Gene Ontology annotation, cellular component: NatB complex. The transcript has a single exon. NCBI's taxonomy places the organism in Eukaryota, Fungi, Microsporidia. The record is from RefSeq and is a predicted model, not a curated record. Gene Ontology annotation, molecular function: protein-N-terminal amino-acid acetyltransferase activity. Gene Ontology annotation, biological process: N-terminal peptidyl-methionine acetylation.